UUCAUGACCUUGACUCUGUUUCCUAUCCGACUCUUUUUUGCUGCUUUUAUGAUGCUGCUGGCCUGGCCUUUUGCAUUCAUUGCUUCAAUGGGAUCUGACGAGCAAGAGCUUGAAAAACCCCUCUCCUGGUGGCGAAAGAUAGUGGAUGUUUUGCUGAAAGCAAUCAUGAGAAUGAUGUGGCUUGCUGGUGGAUUCCACUGGAUAAAUGUAAAAGGCAGACGAGCAUUGCCGGCGGAAGCAGCAAUAUUAACUGUGGCUCCCCAUUCUUCCUACUUUGAUGCCAUUCCAGUAACUAUGACCUUUGCCUCCAUUGUGAUGAAAGCAGAGAGCAAAGACAUUCCUGUUUGGGGAACUCUAAUCAAAUACAUCCGACCAGUAUUUGUGUCUCGGUCAGACCAGGAUUCUCGCAGGAAAACUGUUGAAGAGAUCAAGAGGCGUGCUCAGUCUGAUGGUAAAUGGCCACAGAUAAUGAUAUUCCCAGAGGGCACUUGCACAAACCGAUCCUGUCUAAUUACAUUCAAACCUGGAGCAUUUAUUCCUGGAGUUCCUGUACAGCCAGUGGUUUUACGUUAUCCAAACAAACUGGACACAAUCACAUGGACAUGGCAAGGACCAGGAGCGUUUGAAAUUCUGUGGCUUACUUUAUGUCAGUUUCACAAUUCUGUGGAAAUUGAGUUUCUACCCGUCUACAUUCCUUCAGAAGAAGAAAGAAAAAAUCCAGUGUUAUAUGCUAAUAACGUCAGACGUGUAAUGGCAGAGGCAUUGGGAGUCUCAGUGACAGACUAUACAUUUGAAGACUGUCAGCUAGCUUUGGCUGAAGGACAACUUCGUCUGCCUUCAGAUACGUGUCUUUUAGAAUUUGCAAAGCUUGUGAGAAGCCUUGGGCUGAAGCCAGAAACACUGGUAGAUGAUCUUGAUAAAUAUGCUGCGAGUGCCAUGAAAAUGAAGAAAGAAAAGAUUGAUCUUAAAGAAUUUUCAGCAUACUUGGAAUGUCCAGUUUCUCACACGUUAGAAAGUAUGUUUGCACUUUUUGAUGAGAAUGAAGAUGGUGUAAUUGAUGUUCGGGAAUUUGUCAUUGCUCUGUCAGUUGUCUGUAAGCCAUCCAAAACUCUGGAAACAAUUCAGCUGGCAUUUCAGCUGUACCAGUCAGAAAGUGGAACUAUAACAGAAGAGGAUUUAGCUCAUAUUCUGAAGACUGCCAUGGGUGUGUCACAGAUCAAUGUUACACAUCUUUUUAGAGCUGUAGAUGAAGAAGAAAAAGGAAAGAUUACAUAUGAUGACUUCUACACAUUUGCUGAGUUGCACCCACACUUUGCAGAAGACUAUCUCUAUGCUGAUCAGAUGGGAGCUGAGAGCAGCUUGGAGACUUCAUCUCUUUCUGCUCCUAAUGGUAUCUGUACUGACUUCAGCCCUGAAAAUGCUGAAGAUAAAAACAAGCCCCUGCAGAAGAAACUGAAUUAACACUACAACUGUUACCUUCCUCUCCUG
Messenger RNA from Acanthisitta chloris (rifleman), 1488 nucleotides. RefSeq names its product lysophosphatidylcholine acyltransferase 1 (gene LPCAT1). The transcript is spliced from 13 exons. Gene Ontology annotation, molecular function: calcium ion binding. The coding region runs from base 4 to 1461 and encodes 485 amino acids. The record is from RefSeq and is a predicted model, not a curated record. NCBI's taxonomy places the organism in Eukaryota, Metazoa, Chordata, Aves, Passeriformes, Acanthisittidae.